AUGUCUAGCAAUAACUUUGAAGAAGAAAUGCUACAAUCAAAAGAUCCUGAAGAAGCUCUAAGCCCCAAAGCAAAUGGCUCAAAAAGACCAAGGCAAAGGACACAAAAGCCAUUAAAAUGGCAAAGACUAACUCCACAUGUAGAUUUAAAUAAAAUAACUGACCAGCUAGUGUUAAUUCCAAACGUAAAACCACUGGGAAAAAUUCAAGUUCAAAGAAAGAAUAGUGCAGAACCAUGUGGCCAUUUUUUGGAUUCUGAUAAUUCCACUGGCAAUUUUAUUGUUCAUCUUGCUACACAUCGAAUUACUGAAAAAAUCAUGAGAGAAAAAUGA
Funneliformis caledonium is the source of this 330-nucleotide messenger RNA. NCBI's taxonomy places the organism in Eukaryota, Fungi, Glomeromycota, Glomeromycetes, Glomerales, Glomeraceae. The record is from the annotation of a GenBank genome assembly.